CGAAAUACAUGUAACUUGAGAUAAUAAUGUGAGCAGUAGGUGUGUGACACCCCUCCGUUUCUGAUAUUGGUAUAGUCCUAUACUGAAAUCUGAAGGCCUGCGGAGCGAUAAGGUCUGAUCAUGUGGCAAAUCUCCAAGUGCAGAAGGACAAAUGCAUUGCUCGCUUGUUUAGCGAGACACCAUCACAAGGCUGUGUUGGCUAUCAGAAGAGAAGACAUCAAUGCAUGGGAAAGGAGAGCCCCCCUUGCACCCAAACAUGUAAAAGAACUUACCAGUCUGGGGUACAAAGUAUUAGUGCAACCAUCAAACAGAAGAGCCAUCCAUGAAAAGGAAUAUAUCAAAGCAGGCGGUAUUAUUCAAGAAGAUAUACAGGAAGCAUCUCUGAUUGUAGGUGUUAAGAGACCUCCAGAGGAGAAGCUCCUACCCAAGAAGACCUAUGCAUUCUUUUCCCACACCAUAAAAGCCCAGGAAGCAAAUAUGUCAUUAUUGGAUGAAAUCCUUAAGAUGGAAAUUCGGUUGAUUGAUUAUGAAAAGAUGGUGGAUCAUCGAGGAGUACGAGUAGUGGCUUUUGGACAGUGGGCUGGAGUGGCAGGGAUGAUCAACAUGCUGCAUGGUUUAGGUCUGCGAUUUCUUGCCCUUGGACAUCACACCCCAUUUAUGCACAUUGGCAUGGCCCAUAACUACAGAAACAGUAGUCAGGCUGUGCAAGCUGUGAGAGAUGCUGGAUAUGAGAUAUCGCUUGGAUUAAUGCCAAAAUCAAUUGGACCCCUGACCUUUGUUUUCACAGGAACUGGAAAUGUUUCUAAGGGUGCACAGGAAAUAUUUAAUGAGCUGCCUUGUGAAUUUGUUGAACCUCAUGAAUUAAAAGAAGUUUCCAAGACUGGAGAUCUAAGGAAAGUUUAUGCAACAGUUUUAAGCCGUCACCACCAUCUUGUUAGGAAAACAGAUGGCGUAUAUGACCCUGUUGAAUACGACAAGAAUCCUGAACUAUACACUUCCAGGUUUAACACAGAUAUAGCUCCAUACACCACAUGUUUAAUUAAUGGAAUAUACUGGGAUCCACAUACUCCACGUUUGUUAACGCGUCAGGAUGCUCAAAGGCUUUUAGCUCCAGUCAAGUCCUCUACAGUUGCAACAGAAGGCUGUCCAGAACUCCCACACAAGCUUUUGGCAAUUGGUGACAUUUCUGCUGACACUGGUGGAUCCAUAGAAUUUAUGACGGAGUGUACAACAAUUGAUAUGCCAUUCUGUAUGUAUGAUGCAGACCAGCAUAUCAUUCAUGACAGUGUGGAAGGCUGUGGGAUUCUUAUGUGCUCAAUCGACAAUUUGCCUGCUCAGCUCCCAAUUGAAGCAACUGAAUAUUUUGGAGACAUGCUCUUUCCUUAUAUUGAAGAGAUGUUGAUGUCUAAUGCUACCAAACCCAUGGAACAGCAAACAUUUUCUCCAGUUGUACGGAAUGCAGUGAUUGCAUCUAGUGGGAGUCUGACUCCAAAAUACAAAUACAUACAGAAGCUGAGAGAGAGCAGAGAGCAUGCACAGUUAAUGACCCAAGGAACAAAAAAGAAGAUAUUGGUGCUUGGAUCUGGUUAUGUAUCUGAACCAGUUAUAAAUUACCUCACAAGAGAUCCCAAUGUUGAAAUAACUGCAGUAUCAAUGGUAAAAGAUCAGGUCGAUCAUCUGUCAAAAAGAUACCAUAACACCACUCCAAUAGCCAUGGAUAUUUUUAAAAAUGAAGAGAAACUUUCGGCACUAAUAAAGAAGCAUGAUCUCGUAGUCAGUUUGCUGCCUUAUUCAGCGCAUCCAUCAGUGGCCAAGAAGUGUAUCAAGAACAAAGUAAACUUGGUUACAGCCAGUUACAUCUCUCCCGCCAUGAAAGAACUCCAGCAAGGUGCAGAAGAUGCUGGCAUUAUAAUUGUUGGUGAAAUGGGUUUGGAUCCUGGUCUUGAUCACAUGUUGGCCAUGGAAUGCUUUGACAAAGCUAAAGAUGUUGGAGCAAAGGUGGAAUCUUAUAUUUCUUUUUGUGGAGGACUACCUGCUCCUGAGUUUUCAGACAACCCCCUAAGAUAUAAAUUCAGCUGGAGUCCACUUGCUGUUCUCUUUAAUACAGUACAACCUGCUACAUAUCUGAAGGACGGGCAGAUUGUUAACAUCGCAGCAGGAGGCUCCUUGCUUGAAUCUGUGACUGCAAUGGACUGCUUCCCAGGACUUAAUUUAGAAGGCUUUCCAAACAGGGACAGCACAAAAUAUGCGGAACCCUAUGGUAUCCAGACUGCACAUACAUUAAUGAGAGGAACUCUCAGAUAUAAGGGGUUUUGUAAUGCAAUGAGUGGAUUUGUGCAAUUGGGAUUAAUAAAUUCUGAUCCAUGUCCGCUACUUGGAAUGAAUGCUUCCGCUAUAACAUGGAGGGAACUUUUAUGCCAUCUAAUGAAUGUUUCAUCGUCAACAAGCAUCGGCCUUCUUAAAGAGUUGGUGUACAAUAAGUUAGAUAAGAAUGAUAGUAACAUGGAAACUCUUGAGUGGUUUGGAUUACUAAGUGAGGAGCCAGUGCCUGUUGCAGACUCAAUUGUUGGUGCUCUGGCCAAACACCUUGAAAUGAUGCUCUCAUUUGGGCCAGGAGAAAGAGACAUGAUUGUUUUGCGAAAUGAUAUUGGCAUCAGACAUCCUUCUGGGCAUUUAGAAUGCAAAAACAUUAGUUUGGUUGUAUAUGGAGAUGUAAAUGGCUACUCGGCAAUGGCUAAAACUGUGGGUUACCCAACGGCAAUUGCAGCUAAAAUGGUUUUGGAUGGGGAAGUUGAAAGCAGAGGCCUGGUAAUUCCUCUGACCAAGAAUAUCUAUGGACCAAUAUUGGAGCGUGUAAAGGAAGAGGGAAUUCUCUACAGCACAAAGAGCACAUUUUCACUUUGAUCAUAACCAAAGAAUAACAUAAGUAGUACACUUUUGGUCCUGGAAAAUGCUUUAAACAAUGUUUUCAGCUGUAUAUACACCCAGUUGCAUUCAGUAACUAUUGAGUUAGUCUUCUCUUACCAAAUGUUUGUGUUUGGCUUGCUGGGAAGAUACAUUUUAUUACAUUAAUAAUGUAUUCUAAUUUGUUGCUGAAUCUUGAUACUUGCACUGAAUGAUGUACUGCUGUACUCAUUUUUUAAAAAUAUUUAUCAGUUAUGAGAAAGUUAGUAAAUUGAACCAUGUAAACAUUAUGGGAAAGUAGUCAGUAGUUGUUCUAAGAGAAGAACAUUUUUUACAUGUAGUUCCAGUAAAACAAAACAUUAACAGCAAAUUGUUCCUUUUCUCUGCAUUACAACAAUUUAAACAUUUUUGAAUAAUUGUACAAAAAAAAAGAGUACUUCUGGCCUUGGUUUAUUGUUUGGGCUAUAUUCUGUAUUGUUUCAGGUCAAGUAAUGUGUCUGUUUCUUGCAUUUGCUCUGCACUGGAAGAAUGAAUAAUGUUAUUUAACAGUGUUUGUUGUUUAAAUGAAAUACAGAUAUAAUCCAUAAUGUAAUGAAUUAUUUAAACAUGAAAGAGGUCAUUUCUUAAUCAAUAAAGUAGAAAAAUGGUA
Messenger RNA from Xenopus tropicalis (tropical clawed frog), 3553 nucleotides. It is a transcript of the gene aass, whose product is annotated as aminoadipate-semialdehyde synthase. The record is from RefSeq and is a predicted model, not a curated record. Gene Ontology annotation, cellular component: cytoplasm; mitochondrion. Gene Ontology annotation, molecular function: saccharopine dehydrogenase (NAD+, L-glutamate-forming) activity; saccharopine dehydrogenase (NADP+, L-lysine-forming) activity. Bases 121 to 2904 code for a protein of 927 amino acids. NCBI's taxonomy places the organism in Eukaryota, Metazoa, Chordata, Amphibia, Anura, Pipidae. The transcript is spliced from 24 exons.